GCAGCAGGUGGAGCCCACAGGAUCUGCUCCAUCUGUCGCAGUAUACGCCACUUUUUCACAUCCAGUAUCUCGACCCCAAAACCUGAUUUGGAAGUGCUGUUGUGGUGAUGUGCUUGUGAAACAGUUGUUGCGGCUGUAGAUGGAGGAGGGCUUGCCGCACUACACCUGUCCUCCUCUAGGGGCAGAGGGAGGCGCUCAGGCAGAUCACUCCGAGACAGCGCGCAUCUCAGACACACGCUCCAGACUUGUCUCAUUACAUUGCAUAAUAUCGACAAGCCAUCAUGCGUGAGUGUAUCUCCAUCCACGUCGGUCAGGCGGGCGUCCAAAUUGGCAAUGCCUGCUGGGAGCUGUACUGCUUGGAACAUGGGAUCCAGCCAGAUGGUCAGAUGCCCAGUGAUAAAGCCAUCGGAGGAGGAGAUGAUUCCUUCAACACCUUCUUCAGUGAGACUGGAGCUGGAAAACAUGUGCCCAGAGCUGUUUUUGUGGAUCUGGAGCCCACUGUCAUUGAUGAGGUGCGCACUGGGACCUACCGCCAGCUGUUCCACCCUGAGCAGCUGAUCACUGGUAAGGAGGAUGCUGCCAACAACUACGCCCGUGGACACUACACCAUCGGCAAAGAGAUCAUUGACCUGGUGUUGGACAGGAUCCGCAAACUGGCUGACCAGUGCACUGGUCUUCAGGGUUUCCUGGUUUUCCACAGCUUCGGAGGUGGCACCGGCUCUGGUUUCACCUCUCUGCUGAUGGAGCGUCUGUCUGUCGACUACGGCAAGAAGUCCAAGCUGGAGUUCUCCAUCUACCCAGCCCCCCAGGUGUCCACUGCUGUGGUGGAGCCCUACAACUCCAUCCUGACCACCCACACCACCCUAGAGCACUCUGACUGUGCCUUCAUGGUUGAUAAUGAGGCCAUCUAUGACAUCUGUCGUAGGAACCUCGACAUCGAGCGCCCCACUUACACCAACCUGAACAGGCUGAUCAGUCAGAUUGUGUCCUCCAUCACUGCUUCCCUUCGUUUUGAUGGUGCCCUUAAUGUUGAUCUGACAGAGUUCCAGACCAACUUGGUGCCAUAUCCCCGUAUCCACUUCCCUCUGGCCACCUAUGCCCCCGUCAUCUCAGCUGAGAAGGCCUAUCAUGAGCAGCUCUCAGUGGCUGAGAUCACCAACGCUUGCUUUGAGCCAGCCAAUCAGAUGGUCAAAUGCGACCCUCGCCACGGUAAAUACAUGGCCUGCUGCCUCUUGUAUCGUGGUGAUGUGGUUCCCAAAGAUGUCAAUGCAGCUAUUGCCACUAUUAAGACCAAGCGGUCCAUCCAGUUUGUGGACUGGUGCCCCACUGGUUUCAAGGUUGGUAUCAACUACCAGCCCCCCACUGUAGUUCCUGGUGGAGACCUGGCCAAGGUCCAGAGGGCUGUGUGCAUGCUGAGCAACACCACUGCUAUUGCAGAGGCCUGGGCUCGGCUUGACCACAAGUUUGACCUGAUGUACGCUAAGCGUGCCUUUGUCCACUGGUACGUAGGUGAGGGUAUGGAGGAGGGAGAGUUCUCUGAGGCCAGAGAGGACAUGGCAGCUCUGGAGAAGGAUUAUGAGGAGGUCGGAGUUGACUCCAUUGAGGGUGAAGGAGAGGAGGAAGGAGAGGAAUAUUAAACAUCAACAGAAAGAGGCUGUAGUUUAACAAGAACCAGUUCGUUUCAAUGUAUUCUUAAAACAUUAUCACACAGAGAUGAGUUUACUAUGAAGAUGCAAUUUGACUGUGUAUAUUUAUACAUAUGUAUAUUUAUACCCAAUCAGAUUACAUUUUGGCAACAUACUUAACUUCCAAUCAAAGGGAUUAGUGUUUUUAGUUAAACAGAAGGCAUGUGACUAAAAUCUUUCUGCUUUCAGAGUAAUCUUGAUUGUUGAUGUGUUAAAUGUUGAUCUAUGUUCCAAAUAAAAUGUCUGUAUUAUAUAAAGUUG
Messenger RNA from Sphaeramia orbicularis (orbiculate cardinalfish), 1946 nucleotides. RefSeq names its product tubulin alpha-1B chain. Gene Ontology annotation, cellular component: microtubule. The coding region runs from base 282 to 1637 and encodes 451 amino acids. Gene Ontology annotation, molecular function: GTP binding; structural constituent of cytoskeleton. NCBI's taxonomy places the organism in Eukaryota, Metazoa, Chordata, Actinopteri, Kurtiformes, Apogonidae. Gene Ontology annotation, biological process: microtubule-based process. The record is from RefSeq and is a predicted model, not a curated record. The transcript has 4 exons.